AUGCACCUCCUCUCCCCCCUCAGCCUCAGCCUCAGCCUCCUCAUAACAACAGCAACCACCUUCAUCCACCAAGCAACCGCCUCACCAACAUCGCACACCCACUCCCAAAACCACGCCCAACGAUCCCCGCACCUACCAACCCAAAACAACCACCGCCGCACCUUCUCCCUCCUUCCAACCUUGAACCUCAACGCCCUCGACCUCACCAAACUUUCGAACAUCGAUCUCACCAACCCCAAUAGCAACGGCGAAGCGCUGGACACGCUGAACGAGGUCCUUGACACGCUGCCGCUGGCGAUCGAGUUCUGGGCCCUGAACCGCACCGCCGGGGUUGUGGGGAUGAGUCUUGAUAUGGGAUUGGCGGAGUUAGCGGAUAUUGGGCUGGUGAGCCUCGGAAAGCAGGGGGCCGGGUCGCGAGGGAGGAAUGCCAAGGUGCAUGUUAAUGUUACUAUUACUGGGCUUGUGGAUUAG
This is a messenger RNA of Aspergillus fijiensis CBS 313.89, 471 nucleotides long. RefSeq lists its product as uncharacterized. The record is from RefSeq and is a predicted model, not a curated record. NCBI's taxonomy places the organism in Eukaryota, Fungi, Ascomycota, Eurotiomycetes, Eurotiales, Aspergillaceae. Bases 1 to 471 code for a protein of 156 amino acids. The transcript has a single exon.